AUGAGGGAGGCGGCGCUGGGGAGCCGAGGGCCGCCGCCGCCGCCGCCGCCGGGGGGCGAGCGGCGCGGGGGCGGCGGGGGCCGUCGGGCGCGGGCGCUGCUGGCGGUGGCGCUCAACCUGCUGGCGCUGCUCUUCUCGGCCACGGCCUUCGGCACGACGCACUGGUGCGAGGGGACGCAGCGGGUGCCCAAGCCCACCUGCGGGCCGCGCAGGCGGACAAACUGCCUCGACUACGGCUACGACGACGCCGCGGCGGGCAACCGGACGGCCGGCAACGGCUCUGCCCCCGCCAACGUGGUGCGCUACAGCUGGGAGACGGGCGACGACCGCUUUCUCUUCCGGUACUUCCACGCCGGCAUCUGGUACUCGUGCGAGGAGAACAUCAACACGCCCGGUGAACAGUGCCGAAGUUUUAUUGACCUUGCUCCUGCUUCAGAGAAAGGGGUCCUGUGGCUCUCGGUGGUCUCGGAGGUGCUGUACAUCCUCCUGCUGGUGGUGGGCUUCAGCCUCAUGUGUCUGGAGCUCCUGCACUCCAACAAUGUGAUCGAUGGGCUGAAGCUCAACGCUUUCGCUGCCGUCUUCACUGUGCUGUCAGGGCUUUUGGGCAUGGUGGCCCACAUGAUGUACACGCAGGUAUUCCAGGCGACUGUCAGCCUCGGCCCGGAAGACUGGAGGCCCCAUGCUUGGGACUAUGGCUGGUCCUUUGGCCUGGCCUGGGCCUCCUUCACCUGCUGCAUGGCGGCCUCCGUCUCUACGCUCAACUCCUACACCAAGACGGUCAUUGAGUUCCGGCACAAGCGCAAAGUCUUUGAGCUGGGCUUCCCAGGGGACCCCCUCUAUGCAGACCACGAGCCCCCGAAAAACUUCCAUGGCAGGACUGCACAAUACCCAGUUAUGAAAUCCCAGAGAAACGCGGGCCACCAGAACGGCCAGAGAAGAUGCUCCUUGGCCCCGUCGAGCUCUUCCACCCAUGCGGCAAACGCGUCCUCGAUUUCGUCAGGGCCCGCCAGCCACGUCUCCUCCCCAGAAGUGGGGUGGGGGGCUGCUGUGGCAGCCGCUCAAGCUGCCGCUGGCUGCAGAUCGACGGAGCGCCGAGAUCCACUGGCACAGGUGGCGGUGACGGCAGGGUCCGGAUCUGUGGCUCUGCAGCGUCAGCCGAGGCCGGCGUCUCACCUGCCCACCUGGAGGACGCAUCUGACAAGCGGGCCAGAGAGCCUCGCGCCAAGAGCCGUGUCAGCCAGUCGUGAUAACCACCCCCACAGCCAAGAGCCCAUGGCUGCCCCAGCAGGCAACCUGCAGGCAAGGAGACCGUGUGCCCAGCUAAAGCGCCCUGCGAGCACUGCCCGAGCCGACGGGCCUGCGAAGGCCGAGGAAGAGGAAGGCCUGAGGAGAGGCUUUGUGACCCGGCGGGAGUUCCUGGCUGUGGAGCAGGAGCUGGAGGCCGUCCAGGAGGAGCUGAAGUGCCUCAGGUGGAAGGUGAGGCACAUCGGGGAGACGGUCCAGCCGCUGGCAGAGGAGAGCAAGCGCUACAACGGCUACACCCUGACAGAGCUGCGGGCCAUGGCGCAGUCCGAGGAGGACCCCCACCAGGCCGCCCAGAAGAUCCUCAUGGCGCUCUUCAGCGACGUCUACCUGCUGCAGCGCUGCGCCCCUGGCCAGGCCUGCCACGCCCGGAGCCUGUCCCAGCCCAUCGACCCGGAGCUCUACAUGGUGUACUGCCACAUCCUGCAGAGCAUCUUCCCCGGGACGGGCGGCCACACCCCGAGGGAGCGGACCCAGCAGGUGUAGGGAGACCUGGAGCCCCGCCUGGGGGACGGCCCUUGCGGUGCGCCGGAGGGCCCUGGGAAGGGCUGCCCCCUCCUGCCGCUGGCCAGAGGACCCUGUGGGGCUGGCGCAGGAAGAUCUGGACCGCCGGCACAGGAUCGGUUUUUAACACAACAAAAAUAUAUGUGCUGCUGCUGGUGUUCUUUUGCAA
Varanus komodoensis (Komodo dragon) is the source of this 1975-nucleotide messenger RNA. It is a transcript of the gene GSG1L, whose product is annotated as GSG1 like. Bases 1 to 1788 code for a protein of 595 amino acids. The transcript is spliced from 7 exons. The record is from RefSeq and is a predicted model, not a curated record. NCBI's taxonomy places the organism in Eukaryota, Metazoa, Chordata, Lepidosauria, Squamata, Varanidae. Gene Ontology annotation, cellular component: plasma membrane.